AAAGGUUUCUCUAAACUCACCAAAAUUCUAUGGUCACCAACUGAUGUGCAAUCAUUUUUGGUUCUGUGCAUCGGUUGUGAAUUGGAUGCACCACUAGUCUACUCUACCAUAUCCCAAACAAGCAUCAAACCCAGAAACUAUAUCUACUUCUGUUGCCUUGGCCUCACCAACAGCAAUCGUAUUGAGGGUACUACGUGUAAUUUACAGGAUAUGACGAGCAUUAUUUCAAGCCACCAUUGUAAUUGGUCAUUUGGGAUUCAAGAGAACCCUCACACAGGAUUCAACAAAGUUCUGCUACCUGGAUGCACUUCACAUUUUCCUUCAAGAGGAUUGGUCUUUUCCAAUGGUAACUAUCACAUUCGUUAUCAAACAGAUCGAAGAAGUAGGCCUAUAUUUUCUAGUACAGUGGAUGGUGUAAAUCCAGAUGACUCGGAAGAUCAAAAUGACAAGGAGGAAUCUUCAAAAUCUGAAACUGGAGGGGGAAAUAAUGAAAUGGUCAGAGAUAAUCUGGAAAGACUUGUUGGUACAGAUGACUCCAGCUUUAGUGGGAUAGACCUGGCAACUCUUAUUAGGAACAAGUAUGGAAGGUCAUAUGAUGUUCAACUGAUCAAGAAGGAGUUCCUUGGAAGAAACCUGCUGGCUAUGAAUGUGAUGUGGAAGUACAGGGAGCAGAGAUCCUUUCCACUGACAGAAGAAGAGUAUCUAAUGAGGCUUGAUGAUGUUGCAAACAACUUGAAGUGCUGGGGAGCUGUGUCACAUAUCCGAAACAGCCUAGCAACAGUGAAAGAGAGGCCCCGGAUAGGAAAGGCUGUUAGCAUUUUUAUAGAUAUGGACGAGUCUGGAGGCCGUGCAAAUGAAUGGAUUUACAAGUAAACAGGCAUAGUUUGAGUCAUUUACAAGUAAAUCAGGUUGGAUACGAGAAGGAUCUAAUUUUCAUGAAGAUUAGUCGGCCAAUACAUCAAGUUUCUUGAAGAUGAACAAAAACAAAUGUUAAAAAUGAUUAGUUGAAGGUGUGAUGUCUGAUAUGUGCUUAAAUAUGUGCAUCAGUGUCAUUUCCGGUGGAAAGAUCGACCUGCUAGUGGUGGGAAAACAUACCUAGCUACCAUUAAAGAUGUAAUUUUAUUUCAUAUUUUCAAUACAGUCAAUUACUCAAUUACCACGAAAUAUUCUAUUC
Molecule: messenger RNA, 1174 nt
Organism: Fragaria vesca subsp. vesca
Lineage: Eukaryota; Viridiplantae; Streptophyta; Magnoliopsida; Rosales; Rosaceae
Exons: 6
Coding region: 211-873 (220 amino acids)
Source: RefSeq, a predicted model, not a curated record